Molecule: messenger RNA, 354 nt
Organism: Dichomitus squalens LYAD-421 SS1
Lineage: Eukaryota; Fungi; Basidiomycota; Agaricomycetes; Polyporales; Polyporaceae
Exons: 1
Source: RefSeq, a predicted model, not a curated record
AUGGACCGCAAGCGACCCGGCCAAGCGUCCUCCUCUUCCGGUCGUGCAACGUACUCGGCGAGUUCCCGUGCUCCGGUAUACGCCCAGUACCGCAGCGAAUCACCUCCAGCAUCGGCAUACUUCUCCCAUUUCUCCGGAGACCACCAUGAGGAACCUCAGCCCACACACCCGGACGCGAACGCGCACUUCGCAUACAGCACGACGCUACGGAGACAUACUUUGGAGGGACCGCUUGGAAUCCCAGCGACACCUUCGGGAAGCAGCAUGCCGUCGUUAGGAGAACUCCGGGGCGCAAUGGAGACGGAGGGCGUAAAGGGUGUCUGGGUCCGCGACGGUCGGGAGGCUCACGGCUGC